Cynara cardunculus var. scolymus (artichoke) is the source of this 1026-nucleotide messenger RNA. RefSeq lists its product as uncharacterized. Bases 1 to 1026 code for a protein of 341 amino acids. Gene Ontology annotation, molecular function: zinc ion binding; nucleic acid binding. The record is from RefSeq and is a predicted model, not a curated record. NCBI's taxonomy places the organism in Eukaryota, Viridiplantae, Streptophyta, Magnoliopsida, Asterales, Asteraceae. The transcript has a single exon.
AUGUGUUGGAUCAAGGAGAUAGAAUUUGUAUUCAAUAUUAUCCGAUGUUCAGAGACGGAUAAAGUUAGAUUCGCUGUCUCGAUAUUGAAGUCCAAUGCACUGUUCUGGUGGGAAGUGGAAUUAUUGGCCAAAAUAGAAAUCUUGCAAACAUUAUCAUGGGCAGAGUUUGUUAAUAAAUUUAAAGAACAAUUUCUUACUAAAGCAGUUGUAAGACAGAUGGAAGAAGACUUCUUGAAGCUAGAGCAAGGUACCAAAACUGUUCAAGAAUAUACAGAGAAAUUCAUUGAAUAUUCUCAAUUUAUCGAGCAUUAUAUCUCAUCUGAAUCUAGAAAUGUGGAGAGAUAUAUUUGGGGAUUGAAACCAUCAAUUCGGGAAUUUGUGAUAGCCAUGAAUCUGGCUAUGUUUUCUUUGACAAUAGAUGCAACAGAAGUGACAGAGAGGAAUAAAAACAGACAGGAAGAAGGAAAGGUUACUGAGAAAAGAAAAUGGGAAAGACCAUCAACAGGUUAUCGAGGGCCAAAGUAUGUGACAUAUGGCAACAGACCUGUUCAGAAAAUUAGUGAAAAAGCUUGUUUCCGGUGUCAUCAGAUUCACCAAGGCGAUUGUAAGACAGAUUGGAGGAAAUGCUAUCAGUGUGGUAAGGCAGACCAUUUGUCAAGAAAUUGCCCAAUGACUAAAAGAUGUUUCAAUUGCAACUCACCAGAUCACCUUCGACCUAACUGCCCACAAUUAAAAGCUCCACAGCUGACUAUGGGAAGCAAUACCUCGUGUGCUCGUGGAAGAUCAAAUAUGGGUAGAGGAGGACAAGGAAGGGUGCGGGGUCGAUCAUUUCAGAUGACUAAACAUGAAGCCGAAACUACACCGGAUGUAGUGACAUGUACAUUCCUCGUAAAUUCUCUAUAUGCUAAGGUGUUGCUUGACUCGAGUGCAAACUUUUCGUUUAUAUCACCAUCUUUUGCUAAAUGUGCUUGCAUGAAUUUUGUGCCACUUGACGAUAAAUUAGUAGUUGAUACUGCUAAUAGUUAA